AUGGUCCGACGACAGGCUGAGGAACUUGGUGGCGUGUGGCGCUGCCGGGGGAAUCGCCGCUACCUUCAAUGCGCCAACAAUGCGCCAAUUGCCGGGGUUAUCUUCGCCUUGGAGGUGAUUCUCGGAGAUUUCAGCACCACUUCACUCAGCACGGUGGUCAUUGCCUCCGUCACCGCCAACCAGAUAGCCCGUAUCAUCCACGGGAACCUCCCCGCCUUUGCGGUGACGCCGUAUACGCUGGUCAGCGCCUGGGAACUCCCUUUGUAUGCGGUGCUCGGGGUGGUGGCAGCGGUGGUGGGCGUCGUCUUUGUGCGGGUGCUCUACUUCAGUGAAGAUGUCUUCGAUGCCUGGAAAUUUCCAGAACCUCUCAAGCCGAUGGCGGGUGAUCUCCUCAUCGGGAUGAUUGGCUUUGCAUAUCCCCAAGUGCUUGGCGUGGGGCAUGACGCCAUCGAGCAAGCGCUGCACAAUACCAUGCCGCUGGCGCUCAUGGCGACGCUCGUGGUCAUCAAAAUGAUUGCCACCACGUUUGUGGCGGAACGCAUGUUUGCCGACUCGAUUUAUACGCUCAAAUUGCGUCGCCGGGGCGUGCGACUGUCCCAGGGACGCGACGAAGACGUGAUGCAGACCGUCCGCGUCAGUGAGGUGAUGGACACGCAGGCGGACAGCGUGGUUUCGACACUGUCUCUCCCCGCCCUUGCCCGGGAAUUUGAGCGCACGCAUCAUCACAGUUUCCCCGUGCUGGGCCCCGAGGGAAACCUCUAUGGCAUUGUCAGCAUUCGGGACUUGGAACGGGCCAUGGAAACGGAAGCCAUUGAUCAGAUCACCGCAGGCGAUAUUGCGACGACGCGUGUCGUCACGGUCUCCCCGAAUGACCCGGUGUCCCUUGCCAUCGAGCGGAUGGCCCCUCGUGACCUGAGCCGGUUGCCGGUGGUGGACUUUGGGAAUCCCCGACGGUUGCUUGGCCUCAUCCGGCGAGGAGAUAUCGGUCGGGCCUACAAUGUUGGCGUGAUGAGACGAGUCGAACGUCAGCAACGGGCCGAGCAACUCCGCCAAGGCGCCGCGCUGAAACCGCAUGGCCAGUUCACCUCUUUAGCCCUUGAGGAGUUGGAGUUCAUCAAAAGCAUGACGCACGGCCUUGAGAUAGAGCCGUGUCCGCAGGGCAACGUGAUUGAGCCCAUGGGUCACACUGAGCCAUGUCAAGCGGCACGCGGCGUAGAUCGCCAGAGCCUGCCCUGA
Messenger RNA from Geodia barretti, 1236 nucleotides. NCBI's taxonomy places the organism in Eukaryota, Metazoa, Porifera, Demospongiae, Tetractinellida, Geodiidae. The record is from the annotation of a GenBank genome assembly.